AUUGUCAAUAUAGCACAUUGUGUGUUUACAUGUUUGUACUGCAGCAAGGGUUGUAUACAUAGCAUAUCUAAGAGCAGCGUACGGUGGAUCUCAUCAAAUAUUGGAAGAAGCCCAAUCAAAAGGGCUGAUUUAAAGUGUGUAUUGUAGGUCACCUAUAUAUACCUAGCCGUGAUGUUUUCAUUCUGUUAUUCGUACAUCCCUUCGGGCAGUACGUGAACCUGGUGAUCAGCUUGACCGCUCUGAGGAGAUCGAUAGUUCGACACGCAAAUACAAUCAAGGUGACCUGAGUAGUAUGGUCUAGGGUUAAGGAAGGAUGGACUACAUCAACUUCCUACCCAUUCUGCAGUACUGUAUGAAGGAAACUCUCACUCAGAAAUCCAAACUGAGCGAAUCAGCAAGGGUCACUUCAUCGGACAUCAUCAAUAGAGCGGCCUUGUUACACGAUGUCGUCGAUAAAGUGAAAGAACGUCUUCUUGAAAAAACUAAAUGCAUUCUGGACAGUGAAUUGAAAAAGUUGGAUGACCAUGAAGGGGAAUUAAAAACUUGGAUUUCCUGGCUUUCUGCUCAAACUGACAUUUCAAAUCAGAACGUGGCCAUAGUGGAAGAUGAAGAUAAUUGUAAAACGCAAAACGAAGAAAAGAAAGAAUGGCUUCCGAACUUACAGCGUGUCUCUGAGACUCAGCAUGUAAGCCUAUACUUUAAAAAUGGAGAAAUUAUCAACGAUACAUUUGUCAAUUCAUUGUUUGGAUCGGUAAAAAAUUUCAGCAUCACUCCACCUCCGCUAAUUCGCAAGGGAAGACGUGACACUUUUCCAACAAUCAAUCUGAAACCCUCAGCCAAAUUCAGAUGCCAGGGUACUGCUGGGAAUAUCCACGCCAUUGCUCCAAUAUCAAGGAACGAGGCUUGGAUCUGCUGUGGUUGGGGCAGCAAGGAGAUACACCUUUAUCAUUCAGAUGGCGAGAUGUUGGUGUCGGUGAAACUGGACAUCCCAGUUGAUCACAUAGUGUCAACACGCAAUGGAAAUCUUUUAAUUUCUAGUUACAAUGGGAACUCAAUUUGGCGUAUUGACGAGCAACUGAGUGUCACGAAAUUUGCUACCCUGUCCUUUAUACCGCGUGGUAUGGCCAUGACAGAAACUAACGAAGUUUAUGUAUGUGGAGUAGAAAGAAAUGGAAGCCAGGAUGACCUGACAACUCAGAACAGACGACAUUUGAUCGCUAAGUUUGCCGCAGAUGGCACAUUUAUAACCGAUAUCACUAUUUCUCCCCACGAUCCUCACAGACUUGGUGUAAUAAACGAAAACAAGUUAUGUUUUUCAGACUACAGCAAAAACAAUAAACGACAGCUUGUGAUCAUGGACAAGACCGGUAAAAUAUUGCACACUUACACCGGGAAAAACGAACAGAAAUGCCAAUUGGAGAACCCCUUUUAUCCCCUUGGAACCCAAGUCGACCAGUAUGGACAUAUCAUCGUGGCUGAUUGGAAUAACGACUGUGUGCAUCUACUGGAUAUAAAUGGACAAUUCUGUCAGUUUUUAGUUAACGAAGAUAAUGAUGUAGAACGCCCUUGCUCAUUGGGACUGGAUCGUGACGGUCAGCUAUGGGUUGGCGACGCCACUGGCCACGUGCAUGUGUUUAGCUAUUGCAGCUGGCAACAGUGAACUUAUGACCACGUGCAUGUGUUUAGCUAUUGUAGUUGGUAAACGUGAACAACGUGUAAUAGCCACGUGUAUGUGUUCAGGUAUUGCAGCUGGAAGACGUGAAUACGUGUAAUAGCCACGUGCAUGUGUUCAGGUAUUGCAGCUGGAAGACGUGGAUACGUGUAAUAGCCACGUGCAUGUGUUCAGGUAUUGCAGCUGGAAGACGUGAAUACGUGUAAUAGCCACGUGCAUGUGUUCAGGUAUUGCAGCUGGAAGACGUGGAUACGUGUAAUAGCCACGUGCAUGUGUUCAGAUAUUGCAGCUGGAAGACGUGAAUACGUGUAAUAGCUACGUGCUUAAUUUGUGUUUAGGUAUUGCAGUUGGUAGACGUGAACUAAUGCUGGAUUGAACUAAUCUUAUCGGUAUUAGUAUUAACAAACAUCAAAUGUUCUAAAACACCUGUAUUCAGUCCAUUCGAUUAAAACACUUUACAGUGAAUAAUUUAAGAGGGAGUUAGAAGGGUGCAUAAUACUACAUUUAUAUAUUAUGACAUUAGUACUGUGCUGUAGGGUGCAAAUUCAUAUUACCUGCCCUCAGCUAUUAAUUAGGUUUUUCGAUUGCCAAGUUAGUCCAUAAUCAUUUAUAGAGAUAAUUAAGUGUGUUAUCAGUAGGCGAGUGAGUUAAUAUUUGAUUUGUUUUCAGAUCAGUUUACUCCGAGAGGUGAAUGCCUCUUGGUAGGAAUUUGACACACAUUCUAAAUAGAGGGUGUUUUGGUCGUUACAACCCGUAAGCAUUUUUGAAUGAGAAGGGAUUGAAGUAAAAGUUUUAUAUUUUACAACGAUUGAUCGACUUCGCUAUGUAUGUUAAUCAAUAUUGCACAAUAAAUGAAAGACUUUU
Molecule: messenger RNA, 2536 nt
Organism: Ostrea edulis (European flat oyster)
Lineage: Eukaryota; Metazoa; Mollusca; Bivalvia; Ostreida; Ostreidae
Exons: 2
Coding region: 314-1660 (448 amino acids)
Biological process (GO): protein polyubiquitination; proteasome-mediated ubiquitin-dependent protein catabolic process
Molecular function (GO): ubiquitin protein ligase activity
Source: RefSeq, a predicted model, not a curated record